AUGACGGAUGAAUCAAUAACGAAUACCGCGAAGCCACCAUCCAAAGAUGAGCAAAAUGCUGUCCAGAACCGCGGCAUCUCUGAGCAUGGGGACGUCUGUGAUAGCAACACGUAUCACCGGCAAACAGAGUCACGCCUCGGUCUAUCAGACGCUCGGCCAAAGGUGGCUCCGUCUCAAACCAUCCACAACGCGAUGGAGAUCGACUCUGUUGGAAACCCAUCAGGUUCACUGAUCGAGGAAUCAGAUAUUGUAUCGCCAUCAGACGAGCCAGCUCUGGCAGAGACUGCUUGUUCCGCUGAUGUAACUAUGGAAAUACCGGACUCAAGUCAGGUGUCUCUGUUAAGCUCGUCAUACGAGGAGCGCGACAUGACUAGCAAUGCCGGACACACCUCAGGGCAUCACUCAGCUAACCUCCCAGCAGUCACUGAGGACGCGCAGGAAGAACAAACUAAAGGACAGAGCGGAUAUGGCGAGCCCAUUCAGGACACCUCAGAAUCCGAAUCUCAGAUUGACCCUCAUUCUAGCUCCCAGCUCGAUAUCGCACAGCAAUCCUUAAGUCCUACUCCCAAACUCACAGAGCCGCCCAAAGACAAGCGUAUAGCCGCCCUCGAGGCCCGCAAGACCUCGCUCGAAGCCACGCUAGCCCACCUCACAGCCACCCGCGACAGUCUCUCGGAGCAACUCUCCGCUCUGCCAUCAAUCUCACCCACUCUGGAGUACCUAAACGGAAGCAUCACAGGGGAGGGCCUCCCCCACGUUCCAGCCUCCCCUUUCCCUUCCAACCACUCAUCGUCUCCCCCUUCCAGCCAGGUAUCCGACCCCAUCCAUUCCGACGCCGCAGUCCUCGCAGCAGCAAAAGCGGUAAUAAAGCGCCAUAUCACGCUGCUGCACGACUACAACGAGAUCCGGGAUGUCGGGCUCGGCCUCAUGGGGCUGAUUGCCGAUGCGCGGGGUGUCAGAAUCAAGGACGUGCAGGAGGAGUUCGGGAUCGAGGCCAAGGAUUGA
Molecule: messenger RNA, 1005 nt
Organism: Coniosporium apollinis CBS 100218
Lineage: Eukaryota; Fungi; Ascomycota; Dothideomycetes
Exons: 2
Coding region: 1-1005 (334 amino acids)
Biological process (GO): double-strand break repair via homologous recombination; meiotic DNA recombinase assembly involved in reciprocal meiotic recombination; meiotic joint molecule formation
Cellular component (GO): Swi5-Sfr1 complex; Swi5-Swi2 complex
Source: RefSeq, a predicted model, not a curated record